Rosa chinensis is the source of this 1505-nucleotide messenger RNA. Its product is annotated as ubiquitin receptor RAD23b. Gene Ontology annotation, cellular component: nucleoplasm; cytosol. Gene Ontology annotation, molecular function: proteasome binding; ubiquitin binding; polyubiquitin modification-dependent protein binding. Lineage: Eukaryota; Viridiplantae; Streptophyta; Magnoliopsida; Rosales; Rosaceae. Bases 128 to 1249 code for a protein of 373 amino acids. Gene Ontology annotation, biological process: proteasome-mediated ubiquitin-dependent protein catabolic process; nucleotide-excision repair. The transcript is spliced from 12 exons. The record is from RefSeq and is a predicted model, not a curated record.
AAAAGUGACUAAAGUUGUGCUCUCGCUCCUUCCCUGCACUCCUUCCUCCCUUAGAGGCUUCGGCCUUCGAUUCUUUUCUAGGGUUUCCCCCCCCUCUCCUCUCGCCCAAUCGCCCCCACGCGCCGGCAUGAAGCUCACUGUAAAGACCCUCAAGGGCAGCCAUUUCGAAAUUAGGGUUCAGCCCACUGACACCGUGAUGGGUGUUAAGAAGAACAUUGAGGAUAUACAAGGGAAAGAUAAUUACCCGUGUGGGCAGCAGUUACUGAUACACAAUGGCAAAGUCUUGAAAGACGAAACUACCUUGGCCGACAACAAGGUCACUGAAGAUGGUUUUCUUGUUGUCAUGCUUAGUAAGAGUAAAACUACAGGCUUAGCAGGGGCUUCAUCUGCUCAGCCUGCUUCUACAAUUCCACCUACAACUGCACCAAUCACAAAUUCUACUACCAGAGCCGAAGCUCCCAUACAAGCACCGCCUUCAGAGAGUACCACUCCUGCUUCAGACACUGCUAAUGUGCAUACUGAUACCUAUGGUCAAGCUGCGUCAAAUUUAGUUGCUGGAACUAAUCUUGAUGAGACUAUUCAACAGAUAAUGGAUAUGGGUGGUGGAAAUUGGGACAGAGAAACAGUUACACGUGCACUUCGAGCGGCUUAUAACAACCCAGAGCGAGCAGUGGACUACUUGUAUUCUAGUAUUCCAGAAACAGCGGAAGUUGCAGUGCCUGUGGCUCAUUUCCCUGCAAGUCAGGCAACUGAAACAGGCGUAGCCAAUGCUCCACCUGUCUCCGGAGCACCUAAUUCAGCUCCCCUGAAUAUGUUUCCGCAGGAAGCACUGUCCGGUGCUGGUGCUGGUGCUGGUGCACUUGGAUCCCUCGACUUCCUUAGAAACAAUCAUCAGUUCCAAACGUUGCGCUCAAUGGUACAAGCCAACCCACAAAUUUUACAGCCCAUGCUGCAGGAACUUGGAAAGCAAAACCCCCAGCUUUUAAGAUUAAUUCAGGAGCACCAUGCCGAGUUCCUUCAAUUAAUAAAUGAACCUCUUGAGGGUUCUGAAGGUGACAUGUUUGAACAGCCUGAUCAAGAAAUGCCACAUGCUAUCAAUGUAACUCCAGCGGAACAGGAGGCCAUUGAACGACUUGAGGCAAUGGGAUUUGAUAGAGCCUUGGUGAUUGAGGCCUUUUUGGCAUGUGACCGUAAUGAAGAGCUGGCAGCCAACUAUCUAUUGGAGAAUGCUGGAGAUUUCGAAGAUUGAAUGACUGUUCUUCCCCAGUUAACGGAUACCCCAUUGGAUUCAUAGUUUUUCUUUUGGAUCCUCAUUCUUGACACUUGCAGUAUCUUCACUCUGGUAGUGUAUGGAGUAACUUGUGUGCCCAGAUAUUAAUGAAUUUAAUUGAUUGCUUUUCCUAAAAGUUCAUUUGAAGUGUGUGACACCUUUCUACUUUGCUAAGGCUUAUUUCUUGUGACUUUUUGGGGAGAGUUUGCUGCUAAAGGAAAAGUUUUCAGUUCCA